UCGGACGAGUAAGAAACGUGAUCUAAUGGCAAAACAACAACUUCCGGGUGGGUCCACAUGACUUCCUCUCAAUGGCGGCGCCUAUAGUAGAGCAGGCUGUGGAGUGAAGGGCGGUGAAUGUAACUUCUGGUCUGUCAGGAGAUUAGACAGGACACCCAGGACCUUCCACUAUGGUUCAUCUAACUCAGCAGAUCCUGAAGCGUUACCAUGGCGGUUACGUGGUGAUCAGAAUGGCGGUCGGUGGCUGCACUAAUAGACCUUUUUAUCGUAUUGUCGCUGCCCAUAAUAAGCGGGCACGGGACGGGAAGCAUCUGGAUAAGCUCGGAACGUACGACCCCCUACCCAAUGUGUAUAAUGAGAAGCUGGUCAGCCUCAACCUGGAUCGGAUCAAGUACUGGAUCGCCUGUGGGGCGCACGUGACUAAACCUGUCGCCAAGAUACUAGGACUUGCCGGAUUUUUUCCAUUGCACCCAAUGACCAUAACUGAUGCCGAGAGGUUACGAAAAGCGAAGGAUAAAGCAUCUGCUCAGCCUGAGGGGACCCUGGAGGAGGCCGAGGCCUGAGGAGGGGGCCGAGGCCUGGGGGAGGGGGCCGAGGC
This is a messenger RNA of Hyla sarda, 598 nucleotides long. It is a transcript of the gene MRPS16, whose product is annotated as mitochondrial ribosomal protein S16. The record is from RefSeq and is a predicted model, not a curated record. The transcript has 4 exons. Gene Ontology annotation, biological process: mitochondrial translation. NCBI's taxonomy places the organism in Eukaryota, Metazoa, Chordata, Amphibia, Anura, Hylidae. Gene Ontology annotation, molecular function: structural constituent of ribosome. The coding region runs from base 171 to 563 and encodes 130 amino acids. Gene Ontology annotation, cellular component: mitochondrial small ribosomal subunit; ribosome.